Lodderomyces margitis is the source of this 1185-nucleotide messenger RNA. It is a transcript of the gene POT1-2, whose product is annotated as Pot1-2p. Gene Ontology annotation, biological process: fatty acid beta-oxidation; phenylacetate catabolic process. Gene Ontology annotation, molecular function: acetyl-CoA C-acyltransferase activity. The record is from RefSeq and is a predicted model, not a curated record. NCBI's taxonomy places the organism in Eukaryota, Fungi, Ascomycota, Pichiomycetes, Serinales, Debaryomycetaceae. The transcript has a single exon. Gene Ontology annotation, cellular component: peroxisome. Bases 1 to 1185 code for a protein of 394 amino acids.
AUGUUGAAAAGAUCGGCGAAGGAUAUAGUAGUGCUUUCUGCAUUAAGAACACCAGUCACUAAAUCGGUCAAGGGUGGAUUAGCUCCCCUCUAUCCCGAGGAAUUGUUGUAUCAAGUUUUGGUUGGCUCAAUAUCCAAGUCCAAAGUGGACCCUACAUUGAUUGAUGACGUCCUCGUUGGUACCGUGUUACAGACCCUAGGUGGCCAGAAAGCUUCAUCAUUAGCCGUGAAGAAGGCGGGAUUUCCGAUUAAAACAACGGUAAACACAAUUAACCGCCAGUGUGCAUCGUCAGCUCAAGCCAUUACUUAUAGUGCUGGCUCCAUACUCAGUGGAGAAAACAAAUUUGCCAUUGCUGCUGGUGUUGAAUCUAUGACACAUGAUUAUUUCCCUCAUCGUGGGAUUCCUCAACGAAUCUACCAACCUUUUUUGGAAAGUGCCGGUGAAGAGGCCAAAAAUGUGUUAACACCAAUGGGUAUUACAAGUGAACUGGUUGCCGAGAAGUUUAGCGUAUGUAGAAAGGCACAGGAUGAAUUCGCUGUGCAGUCACAUUUGAAAGCUUCGAAAGCAUCAGAAUCUGGCCAUUUUGCACAUGAAAUAGUACCAGUUGAAUCACGUACUGAUACAAAUGAGACCAAAUUAGUCAAUAAAGACGACGGAAUUAGACCAGGAUCGACAUUUGAAAAAUUGCUGUCCUUAAAACCCGUGUUCAAGGAGGAUGGAGUCACAACUGCAGGAAAUUCGUCCCAGAUUUCUGAUGGAGCUUCUGCUGUUAUCUUGACAACUCGUGAAAAUGCUGAGAAAUAUGGUUACAAGCCAAUUGCUCGGUUCGUUGGGUCAAGUGUCGCGGGUGUGCCCUCUGGGUUGAUGGGAAUUGGGCCUUCAGAAGCUAUUCCACAAUUGUUGGAAAGGUUUGGGUUGACACACAAAGACAUUGAUAUUUUCGAGUUAAAUGAAGCUUUUGCUUCGCAACUGAUCUACUGUAUCGAUAAAUUGGGUUUAGACUAUGAAAAAGUGAAUCCAUAUGGUGGUGCAAUUGCCAUUGGGCACCCGUUGGGAGCUACUGGAGGUAGAGUAGUGUCAACAUUGUUGAAUGGGUUGAGAGCACAGCAGAAGGAGUUAGGAGUCAUCUCCAUGUGCACCUCCACCGGCCAGGGCUACGCUGGAUUGUUCCUCAACGAAAAUUAA